AUGGAGCCGUUCCUGUUCCUGGCCGAGCUCCUGGAGUCAACCCCUACAUUGUCCUCCCGGGAAGGGGAACUAGACCUGGGUCUCGUCCUGCGAUCACCCUCCCCUUUCGGAUCUCUCGCGUCGCUUCACGAAAAGGUUCCGUUUCUGCCUGAUGAGGAAGAAGGAAGAGAGUCUCUCGAGUCUGCUCAUGGGUUACCUGAGAGGGAGCCGCCAUCCCCGCCGCCUUCCCCGCCGUCCCAGCCGUCCCGUCCGUCCCAGCCUCCGCAUCCGUCGCAAGCGCGCGUGGUUACUCGAGCUCGGGAGGAUGGGUCCACGUCGUUAAAGAGUUCCAUAUUUAAUCUCUCGAACACGAUGAUCGGCGCGGGAAUGAUGGCCUUGCCUGCAGCUAUGAACGUCCUAGGAGUCGUGACCGGGAGUGUAGCGCUUAUCUUCGUGGCGUUAUUGACUUAUGGGUCCGUCAUGGCCAUGGUUCGCUGCACCGUCGCCGCUGCUGCUUCGUCAUCCCCUUCUGAAAAUCCUUCGCCCAACGGUGUUGGCAACCGCAGUUUUAGCAUGCGGGAUGAGGAGAAGCUGAGUUAUAACCACACGGUAGCAACGGCUCUGGGAAGCGCAGGACGGCUGGUGCUGCAGGUGUCGAUCGUUGUCAACAACUUGGGCCUCAUGAUAGUGUUUCUUGAUAUCAUCGGGGAUGUGCUUGUAGGCAGCGCCACAGGACCCGGCGUUCUGCCCCUGGAUCAGUUGCACUUGUCCCCAGAUGUGGCCCGAAAGUCUAUCCUCGCUAUAGUCAUUCUCCUUAUCCUGCCUCUCUGCCUGCAGGAUAGACUGGGAUCCAUGAAGGUUGCAAGCAAGAUAUCAGUGGCCCUGGCCAUUGCAUUUGUGCUGCUCGUACUGAUACUGUCUGGAGGGAAGAUUGCAGCUGGUGCUGCCACCAUGCCGCCUCUCUUUGCCACGUCUGGCAAUGCCCUUGCCGUUUUCAGCGUCAUCAACGUCGUCACCAACGCCUUCAUAUGCCAUUUUAACGUUACCCCUAUUUACAGAGAGUUAAGGGAUCGCUCCCUUCCCCGCAUGCGCACAGUCGUGCGCUGCUCGGUCAUCAUCACCACCCUCGUCUACCUCGCAGUCGGCAUCUUCGGGCUCGUGCUCUUCGGCUCCGACGGUGCUUUCGCUGCCGCUGGCGCUGUUUCAGCUGCGGCUGGUUGUGGCGUCGCUGCUGUCGUCUUGUCUGGGAAGGAAAGGGAGAGGAGAGAGGGACGAGGGAAGAACCACAAGCAAUGGCAAAUCUGA
This is a messenger RNA of Closterium sp. Naga37s-1, 1284 nucleotides long. The record is from the annotation of a GenBank genome assembly. NCBI's taxonomy places the organism in Eukaryota, Viridiplantae, Streptophyta, Zygnematophyceae, Desmidiales, Closteriaceae.